Messenger RNA from Cervus elaphus (red deer), 1215 nucleotides. RefSeq names its product olfactory receptor 18-like. The record is from RefSeq and is a predicted model, not a curated record. NCBI's taxonomy places the organism in Eukaryota, Metazoa, Chordata, Mammalia, Artiodactyla, Cervidae. Gene Ontology annotation, cellular component: membrane. Gene Ontology annotation, biological process: G protein-coupled receptor signaling pathway. Gene Ontology annotation, molecular function: G protein-coupled receptor activity; olfactory receptor activity. The transcript has 3 exons. The coding region runs from base 1 to 1215 and encodes 404 amino acids.
AUGGAUUUCAACAUGUCAAAAUUACACAUUGAGUGGAACCUGCAUCAGAAGGUCCAGGCUGAGUCUGUCUUCCUGCCCAUCCUGAGGAGGGACCCUAAGACUUCAUCACACACCAGGCAGGAGAGGGACAGUGAGUCUGUGCUUCUUGGUCAUGCUCCAGCAGAGAUGCAGCCCAGCCCAUCUGAAUUUUUCAAUGGAUACAGUGGUACAUGCCAUUUUCUCAUUAUCUUUCUUCCAAACUCUUUUCUUCUUCAAAGGUGUCCAAGAUACAUACAACCACAGAAUAUAACACAGAAUCUAACCAGUGUCUCAGAAUUCUUCCUCCUGGGCCUAUCAGAUGAUCCAGAACUGCAGCCUUUGCUCUGUAUCCUGUUUCUGUCCAUGUACUUGGUCACUGUGCUGGGAAACCUGCUCAUCAUCCAGGCCAUCACCUCUGACCCCCACCUCCACACCCCCAUGUACUUCUUCCUCUCCAACCUCUCCUUGGCUGACAUUGGUUUCAUCUCCACCACAGUCCCCAAGAUGAUUGUGAACAUCCAAACUCACAGCAGAAUUAUCUCCUGUGAAGGCUGCCUGACUCAAAUGUCUAUUUUUAUCCUUUUUGGAGGCAUGGAUUGUACUCUUCUGACUGCUAUGGCCUAUGACCGGUUUGUGGCCGUCUGUCAUCCACUGCAUUACAUGGCCAUCAUGAACACACACCUCUGUGGCUUCUUAGUUUUGGUGUCUUUUUUGGUUAGCCUUUUGGAGUCCCAGGUGCACAAUUUGAUUGUGUUACAACUCACCUGCUUCAAGGAUGUGUACAUUUCUAAUUUCUUCUGUGACCCUUCUCUGCUCCUUGACCUGGCCUGUUCUGACACUGUCACCAAUAACGUAGUCAUGUAUUUUGUUGGUACCAUCUUUGGUUUUCUCCCUUUAUCAGGAAUCUUUUUCUCUUAUUAUAAAAUUCUUUCUUCCAUUCUGAGAAUCCCCUCAACAGGUGGGAAAUAUAAAGCCUUCUCCACUUGUGGCUCCCACCUUGCAGUUGUUUGCUUAUUUUAUGGAACAGGCCUUGGGGUGUACCUCAUCUCAGCCAUCUCACAAUCUCCCAGGAAGGAUGUGACAGCAUCAGUGGUGUACACUGUGGUCACCCCCAUGCUGAACCCCUUCAUCUACAGUCUUAGGAACAGAGACAUCAAAAGGGCCAUGUGGAAGCUGCUCAGCAAAAUAAUAUCUUAG